Molecule: messenger RNA, 351 nt
Organism: Iphiclides podalirius (scarce swallowtail)
Lineage: Eukaryota; Metazoa; Arthropoda; Insecta; Lepidoptera; Papilionidae
Source: the annotation of a GenBank genome assembly
AUGCUGUCAACGCUGUCAAAUUUCCAUUAUGUGCUUCAGUCGAGAUACAGACAGGCUGCAGUUUGCGUUGGCAACUGUGGCAUGGACAUUAAGACCACAAUUAACAAGCACGUCAGAAUUUGGAGUGCGCCUUUUUGUGGAGCGGCUAUCGAGAGCGGUCGAUUGGCGGCGUCGGUUCACACGGCCGAUACGCGAGCUUCCGGGCCUUCCGCCGACUUGUUCGGACCUGAGCCCGCUAUCGGCCGCAUCCGCCCGACAGCGGCCACUUGCGCGAUAGCCGGACGGGCAGCGCUCACCGCAAGCGAUACGCCCGCCCCGACUAACACAGAAUGGGUUACGCAAAACCCUGAA